UGACACAGUACGUCACUCCAGUUCUCCGCCAUUUGCAGAUCAAAAUGGAUCGGGUUUGAUAUAUUGGACAGACAACAAUUUUAUAUGAUCUUCAGAGAUGGCUUCCAAAAGGAAAGCUGCAAGUUCUAAGGGAGCUGAAUCAGACGAAGAAGCAAAUGGUGUUGAUAAUUCAGAUGCGGACCUGGAUUCCCUGCCAGAAGGUACAGUUGUUGUGCAUCCUGAACCAGUAAAAAAGAAAGGAUCAUUCAGAGGACCUGAAUUUCGAUCAAAGAAAAAAGAAAAGAGAGACUCAAAUACAGAUUUCAGUUCUGGAAGUUUAGGUAGAGUGUCCUGUACAGCAUGCGGAGAACAAAUUAACAUCCAUAAGACUGGCAGUGUCAGAAAGCACCCGGAGCUCCGGGUCUUGGUCUGUAAGAGUUGCCACAAGUACCACACCAGUGGUCCUAUAUCUCGGGAUGCGGAUGGUCUAGAUGAACAGUGUAGAUGGUGCAGUGAAGGGGGAAAGCUGUUUGGCUGUGAUUUCUGUCACAAUGCAUUCUGCAAAACUUGUAUCAUAAGGAACUUGGGAAGAUCUGAAAUUAGCAACGUGACAGAGGAUGGAAAAGAGUGGAAGUGUUAUGUAUGUGAUAAUACUCUUCUGAAACCUCUGCGGGCAGAGUGUAGGAAAGUUCUAGAUCACAUUGAGGCAGAGAACCAAAAGGUUAAAGAGAAAGCCAAGACCCCAACCAAUGCCACACCUAAAUCAAGCAAUCCCAAGGAGUCCAAUGAUUCCAAAAAAGCUGCAGCUGAAAAACAGCAAGACAACAAACCUAAAGAAGGCAAACAGUUGUUGAAGGUACUAACGAGUAGCAAUCCAUCCUCUAGAUCCUCCUCUCCCAGCGAGUUCCAGAAAGCCAUUGUUACCAAGCCCCAUGCUGGCACUACAAUCAAUACAGAGAGAGUUGUAAUAGAUCCCAAGACUGGUAAUACAACUAAGUUUGAGAUGGUAUAUCCGAAUGCCAAUAUUGUACAAACACAAUAUAAGCCUCCCUUAAGACCAACUAUAGGUAGUACUACAACAGAGAGUGGUUUGUCCCUUUCGUUUACUGGACUCUUGCCAGGAAAUAUCCACAGUAUCAUCUCAAAUUUGUUAUCUAUGACAGACAAUCUACAAGAGCUCUUGAAAAAUAUUCAAGAAAAUGUUAUACCCGAGUCUAAUUUAGAUAAACUUCCUUUUGAGAUUUCUCUUAGGUCUUUAAGUAAAGAGCAACUGCAGGCAAGGUUGACUGCUGCAAAUCUAGUGAAAAGUGGUGUAAACUUGUUUUUACAAGAAAUGGCAAUGAAAACUUCUGCAGCAGGAGUAAAAGCUAUGAAUCUUAGCCAACAAGGAUCUCAGCCCAAAAUGACCUCUUUGCUAGCUGGAAAGCCUUUGGACAGAAAUGGUGGUGCUAUGACGAUAGAUACUCCUCAAAAAUUUGAUAAACCGGGUGGUGCCAACUCUCCUUUAGUGACAAGUACUCCAAAACCCAAGUCCGCUGAGGAUGAUUCUGAGGUUUUAGUGCUCAGUUCAUCUCCCGAGAAGAGUGUUUCUCAAAAAUCUGACAUUUGCUCUGAAUCACAGGAUGAUGGUGAUGACACAAUGGUGAAUGAGAAUGAAAUAGCUGAAAAGGAGCUUUUGAAGGAUGCAGCUGAGGAAUUGGGAAGUGAAGAUGAUGAUUCAGAUAGUCAAAACAAUGUAUCCACAGGAAAGACGGAACUAAAAGGAAAGGGGAAAUUAGUUGUUAAAUUAGUGGACAUAUCAAAUUCUACAGAGAAAGACCAAGAAAAGGCAUCAAGUGUAACCUCAACCACAAAUGAAGACAGUGAUAAUUCACGGAAAAGAACCAGAAAUAAAACAAGAGAUGAAACAAAUGAGAAAGACAAGGAAUGCAAACCAGUGAGGAAAACUAGAAGUCAGUCCCAGGAUAAUGAUAGUGAUUCAGACCAAAGCCAAUCCAGAAGUCAAGGGUCUGACAGAGUAGCACAGAAAGGAAACAAAUCCAAUACAACCAGUCAAAAUGACAAAAAAGCCUCUAAAACAAACAGCAAGGGAAAGUCUGAAAGCAAAGGAAAACCUAAAGAAAGUGAUGAUAUGGAAGAGGAUAGUAGUGAAAAAGAGGGAAAGUCCAGCAAAAACUUUGCUGAUAAAAAGAUUGAGAAGGCAGCCAAAAAAUUAGAGAAGAAUGAAAAUAUAAAGACUAGUGUAAAUACUAAGUCAGCGGAUGAUGAUUCAAGUCAUUCAACAGAGGAUAGUGAUAGUGAUGACCCAAAGGAAGAGAUUGAUGAUGAAACUGAUACUACUGAGGAUGAAGACUUUGAAGAGUCAAAGUCCCGACGAUCUUCAAAAAGAAAGUCAGUUUCCAAGAAAAAAGAAACCGAAAAGAAGAAAAGGGAUGAUGAAUCCUCUGACUUUGAUUCAGACCUGGAGAAAGACAUUGACAAAUUAUCCAAGACUCCUGUUAAGUCUUCAAAGUCAAGAUCAACCAGAAGCAGUGCCAAAAUAAACAAUUCCUCAAAGAAAUCAGAAACAUCUGGUAAAAAGGAGAAAUCUGGCAAAAAGAAGGCUGCAUCUGGAGAAGAGAGUCCUUCAGAUGAUUCUACAGAGGAAGAUUCAGACAACACAGAAGUCGAGGACCCAGAGGGGGAAAUUGAUAUGGAUUGCUCAGAAAAUGCGAAAGCUAAAAAGGAGUUGCUAAAGGAAAUGGAAGAAGAAAUGAGUGGCGAGGAAGAAGAUGUCCAAGACAGCAGUGACUCAGAGGUCGUAAUUUCACCAAAAAAGAAGAAAAUUGCUGCCAAAAAAUCAAAAGGAAAACUGUCCAUUGACUCUGAUAGUGUAACAGAGGAAGAUGUGCCUAAAAGGAAGAAGAAGCGAGAUGAGUUGUUGGAUGCCUCACUCUCAAGCAGUGACUCUGAUGUUCUGCCUAAAAUCAAGCGCCAAAAGAGAAAAGCAAAAUCAUCUAGCAGUAAUGAGGACAGUGAAAGCAACAGUGAGGAAGAAUUCAUCAAACUUGGGAAGAAAAAGUUGAAAGGUAAAGGUGGUAAAAAGAAGGCGGGGACAGGGAAGGCCAGAAAGAGGAGGAGAAUAAAAGCUCCCAGCAGCUCAGACGAUGAGGAGGUCAGUAAGGAUGAAGACGAUGAGGAUGGAAGUGGAUCUUCAGAUGAUGGUGAUCCAGAUACACCAAAAAGACUCAAACGAAAGAAAAUUAGGAAAAUCAAAUCUGAAAAGAAGCUUACCUCUCAGACCAAAUCAGCUGUGAAGGCAGAGGAGGAGAGAAGGAAAAGGAUUGCUGAAAAGCAGAAAAUAUUCAAUGGCAUCGUGCAAGAAGUGGAUGAGUCCUCCCCUACAAAGUGCCCCAUAACAAAACAGCUGGUUCUGGAUUUUGAAGAAGAGACUAAAAAGCCAAUCAUAGAAGUAGAUAAAGGACUGGUUGUCAAGUUAAAACCCCAUCAAGUUGAAGCUGUUCAAUUUGUCUGGGAUUGCACAUUUGAGUCUGUCAAAAGGUCCAAGACAGAAGAAGGAUCUGGCUGCAUUUUAGCCCACUGUAUGGGUCUUGGAAAAACUUUGUCACUGAUAGCAUUUAUCCAUACUGUGCUUGUCAACAGUAAGAAGACUAAAGUUCACACUUGUAUGGUAGUUUCUCCUCUCAACACCAUUCUGAACUGGCAGUAUGAGUUUGAAAUGUGGCAAGAAUUCACCAAAAAGGAGGUUGAUGUGUACGAGUUAUCCUCAGUGAAACAGAAUGCUGAUAGAGCAGCAGUGCUGAAAAACUGGCAUAGUAAUGGAGGGGUGAUGAUUAUAGGCUACGACAUGUUCAGGAAUCUUACCCAGGGCAGCCACUGCAAGAAUAAAAACCAGAAGAAGAUAUUUUCAGAAAGCCUUGUGGAUCCAGGUCCUGACAUAAUAGUAUGUGAUGAGGGCCAUAUUCUGAAGAAUGACCAAUCAGCCAUCUCCAAGGCUAUGAACAAGAUCAAGUCCUUCCGCAGAGUGGUACUCACUGGAACUCCAUUACAAAACAACCUCAUGGAAUAUCAUUGUAUGGUGAGUUUUGUGAAACCCAAUUUGUUGGGAACUAGCAAGGAGUUUCGUAACAGAUUUGUUAAUCCAAUAACCAAUGGCCAGUGUGCAGAUUCCACAGCCCACGAUGUGAAAAUUAUGAAAAGACGUGCACAUAUAUUGCACGAAAAACUCAAUGGUUGUGUGCAGAGGAAAGACUACAGCUCACUAACCAAGUAUUUACCUCCAAAACAUGAGUAUGUUAUUGCUGUCCGCUUAUCACCAAUGCAGAUGAGUUUGUAUGAGAAAUACUUGAGUCUAGCAGGCUUUGGAACAGAUGCUGCCCCAAGGGCCAAUCGAGGAGCCAGGCUCUUUGCAGAUUAUCAAGCCUUGAUGCGAAUCUGGACACAUCCAUGGGUCAUGAAGAUGGAUGAAAUCCGACAAGCUGAUAAGAGGGCAAUCAAUGAUGAGUCCGAUUUUUUAGAUGACUCGGCAGGUUCUGAUUUGGAGGACGACAAGUCUGAUUCUAGUUCUGAUUCAUCAAGUCCCUCAGAGGUAUCAGCAGUGUCCGACUUGUCUGGAGACGACAGGAAAACUCGCAGUAAAAAGAAGAAGAAAGAGGGUGAUUCUGAUGACAGUGACUCAGACAGUGGUAAACAGAAAAAGGGUGAAGUUGUGAAAAAGUGGAUCACAAGACGACGAGCAGGACAAAUAAGUGAGUCAGAUGAAGACGUUGGUCCCCAGCCUGUGUCCAGCGAGUGGUGGGCUGAGUACGUCAAACCAGAGGAUGAGGAGAAAAUAGAACUCAGUGGGAAACUGGUGCUGUUGUUUGAGAUUCUCAGGAUGAGUGAAGAAAUAGGAGACAAAGUGUUAGUUUUCAGUCAAAGUUUGUUAUCACUGGAUUUGAUCGAAAGAUUUUUGGAUAGAGUUGAUAAAAAGCAUCAAGAAGAUUUGGACAAAGAGAAAGAAAAGAAGAGUGAUGAGAAGGAAGGAGAUGAUGAGAAAUCUGACGAGAAGAAAGAGGGUCUGAAUGAGGAGGGCGAAUCGUUUGGAAAACACUGGACGUUGGGAGAGGAUUACUUCAGAAUGGAUGGAUCUCACAGUGCUCAAGCCAGGAAGGACAUGGCUACUAAGUUCAACGACCCUGACAAUUACCAAUGUAGACUUUUCCUGAUUUCAACAAAAGCAGGGGGACUAGGAAUCAAUCUGGUGGCAGCUAACCGUGUCAUCAUAUUUGAUGCAUCGUGGAACCCUUCUCAUGAUGUUCAGUCCAUAUUCCGAGUGUACAGAUUUGGACAGGAAAAACCAGUUUAUGUCUACAGAUUUCUUGCUCAGGGAACCAUGGAAGAAAAGAUCUACGAGCGACAGGUAACCAAGCAGUCACUGUCCCAGAGAGUGGUUGACGAACACCAGAUAGACAGGCACUUCAAUGCCAAUGAACUUCAAGAGUUAUACAACUUCAAACCUGAUAGACUCGAUGACCCAAAUAGAGUCGAAAAGACACCUAUGCUACCAAAGGACUUUAUGCUUGCUGAGCUUAUGAAGUCACAGAAAGACUGGUUUGUCAAUUACCAUGAGCAUGACUCACUGCUGGAGAAUAAGAUCGGGGAAGAAUUGGACGAGGAGGAAAGGAAGGCAGCUUGGGAGGAAUUUGAAAAUGAAAGGAAAGGUGUUAUACAGAUGAGGCAGAACUUUAUGGCAAACAUGCCUAACAUGGGAUUCAACAACAUGCUCCAGCAAAUGCAGCAACAGCAACAAAUGGGAAUGCCAUAUAUGUACAACCAAGGGUAUAAUCUCCAGUCAUUUUCACAACAGCACCUUUUACAGUUGGUUCAGGACAUGAAACAGAGGUAUCCUCACUUGCCCCAGGAACAACUAACACAGCAAGUACAGGCAGUCAUCCGUCAAAUGAUUUCUCGACAAAUUGCAGCACAACAAGAAGCACAGAAAAGACAGAUUGAACAGAAAGAGCUCCAUCACCAGCGAGAGCUUCAGAGAAUCCAGGACCAGAUCCGACAGCAGCAGAUGCAGUUGAUGCAGGCAGCCAUGUCUGGUGCCAGCCCUGGGACCUCGGGGUUCCAAGGGGGUGCCUCUGCUAUGCAGUCAUUGAUGAACAAGCAGGGCAAUGAGGCAUUAAUGCAGCAGUUAAGAGGGGCCAAAAAGUGACUGUUAAAAGAAUGCUGGGAAGGACUUUGCAUUUAUUUGAUACAAUGAAUUAACUUUACCUUCAGUACAGUUGUGAUGUACAUAUACCGGUACUUGUAUGUGUCACACAUAUAACAACCACAAAUAUACUGUACAAUGUGCCACAGUGACUGUUGUUUAUUUUUGUAUGAUUGCAAACUGAUUUGGAUGAAUUUUAAUGUCUUACAUUGUAUGUGUGAUGUUGAACAUUUCUGCAGUAUUUAAUAUCAUUAAUUAAAUGUUUGUGUACUGUAGCUUUUUAAUUGCUCUUGAGAAAAAUCAUCUUUUUGAAGAAUAGUGAAUUUUAAAAAUGAUUAUAUUUGGCCUAAAGCAAAAUGAUAUCAAUUAUUUUUUAUUGUUUACAAUUUCUCUAGAAACUUUGAAAAAUAUCAAUAAAAUGCAAGAUUAAUUAAAAUCCAUAGAUAUUUACUGUGCACUGUAUAUCAGCUUAAUAAUGUAUACAGUUUUCAUUUUGUGGAAAUCAAGUUUUCAAAGUAGCAGUUAUUAAGCAAUUAAGUGAAAAAUAAUGUGUCAAGUUGGCAUAAGUUGAUGGUUCAUUUACAACUAUAUUUUUAACAAGUAGACUGACAUUCAUGUAAAGAGAGGAUCUUUGAUGAAUAUUUUGCAGAAUUUAGUCAUUUUAUUGGGUAAUAUUUGUGGGCUUGUAGUAUAGCUUUUUCUUUUAUUUUAUAUAAUGUUAUAAUUUAUAACAAUUGAUUUUAGUGGUCCUAUUUAUUUGCUAUAUGAAAACCAGUUUUAGAUUGGAGAAGUUCUCUCCCCUUUUCUCUUGUUUUUGAGAUCUCAAAUUUGAAGAUAUUGAGUACAUUACAGAUCUUCUGAUCUGCAGAGAAACAAUUCAAUUGGAGUUAGCAUGUUCAAUCAAUUAUUGACUUCAGUAUAGGUAGUGGUCUACCUUAGUUCAUAGGGAAACAUUGUUUCGGAAUGACAAUAUAAUUUUUCAUAUUGUCAGGUACAGUCAGUGGAAAUUAUCUGAAACUAGUCUAUUUUGCAACUGAAUUAAUUUUGAAAUGGUUCAGUUUGCAAUUCAUUGUAAAAGUCUUGAUGUUUAAUGUGAAAUAAAACAUUGAAGAGAAA
Molecule: messenger RNA, 7291 nt
Organism: Magallana angulata
Lineage: Eukaryota; Metazoa; Mollusca; Bivalvia; Ostreida; Ostreidae
Product: transcriptional regulator ATRX-like
Exons: 31
Coding region: 98-6178 (2026 amino acids)
Biological process (GO): nucleosome assembly
Cellular component (GO): nucleus; nucleosome
Molecular function (GO): DNA binding; ATP binding; ATP-dependent chromatin remodeler activity
Source: RefSeq, a predicted model, not a curated record